UUAUUUAAUUUCUUUAUUUUGUAAAUGCAUGUGAGAGAGAGACAGAGAGAAAAGAGACAGAGAGAUGAGUUAACUCAUCAGUACAUUAUAGGAUGGGACAUUAUUAUCUAUGAUAUGAAGCAAUAGUUUGGGGUCUGUAUAGCUGUAGCAUAGCUGGGAGAUGGAUGGAUGUUGAAAAUCCCGUCAAUCUGCUGUCUGUAAAUUAUGCAUUCAUUACGUACACAGAGGCAACUGCUUAUGCUUUUCCAUGUCUAUAUUAUAUAACUCCUCCACCAGACAAAAACGUUUCUUUUUCUCUUCUCUUUUUUUCCUUUUCUAAUAUAACAUCAUCGUCGAGAGGUAUUAUUAUUAUAACUAAAUGCAUAUGGCUCCUUCAUCAUCUCCGAUACGGAGGCAGAGUAGAGUUUGGGUUUGGGAGUGUAUUUUCUUCUUCGUCUUACUCUUUGUCUUGGAUGCUAAUAUGGCUACUGCUGCUGCCCGUCCAUUCAUGGAGAUUCGGAGGAAUCUGUUGGGGAAUGGACUCGGUCUUACACCACCCAUGGGAUGGAAUAGUUGGAACCACUUUCAAUGUAAUAUUGAAGAGACAUUGAUUAGGGAAACAGCGGAUGCGAUGGUGUCAUCAGGACUUGCUGCGCUAGGAUAUCAGUACAUAAACUUGGAUGAUUGCUGGGCUGAACUGCAGAGGGACUCUCAGGGAAACUUGGUACCUAAAGUUUCAACAUUUCCUUCUGGAAUUAAGGCAUUGGCAGAUUACAUUCAUGGCAAAGGCUUAAAACUAGGAAUUUACUCUGAUGCUGGGACUCAGACAUGCAGUCGAACAAUGCCCGGAUCUUUCGGCUACGAGGAACAAGAUGCAAAAACCUUUGCUUCUUGGGGGAUCGAUUAUUUGAAGUAUGAUAAUUGUAAUAAUGAUGGUACCAGCCCAAAACUGAGGUAUCCAAUUAUGAGCAAGGCAUUAUUAAACUCCGGGCGGCCCAUCUUCUUUUCUCUGUGCGAAUGGGGACAGGAAGACCCUGCAACUUGGGCUCCAAGUAUUGGAAAUAGUUGGAGAACAACGGGGGACAUUUCUGAUAACUGGGAGAGCAUGAUAUCCCGAGCAGGUGAAAAUGAUAAAUGGGCAUCCUAUGCCAGACCUGGAGGUUGGAACGAUCCUGACAUGCUUGAAGUUGGAAACGGAGGCAUGACAACUGAGGAGUAUCGCUCGCAUUUCAGCAUAUGGGCAUUAGCCAAAGCUCCUCUUUUAAUUGGUUGUGAUAUUCGAUCAAUGAGCAACGAAACAUACGAAAUCUUGAGCAACAAGGAAGUGAUUGCAGUUAAUCAAGAUAAACUUGGAGUUCAAGGGAAAAAGGUUAAAAACGAUGGGGACCUAGAGGUUUGGGCUGGUCCUCUGAGUAAUAGGAAGGUAGCAAUUGUGCUAUGGAAUAGAGGGUCUUCAAGAGCUACGGUAACUGCGUACUGGUCUGACAUUGGUCUCAACAACUCAACAACUAUGGUCCAUGCUCGAGACUUAUGGGCGCACUCAACUCAGUCGUCAGUUAAAGGCCACAUAUCUGCUGAUUUGGACUCCCAUGCUUGUAAAAUGUAUGUCUUAACACCUCUGAAAUGAGAAGCACCAUUAUGAUGUGAUGUUGGCCAACCAUUUCAAAUUUAAAAGAAAUAAAACCACAGUUUCUUCCGUA
This is a messenger RNA of Ricinus communis (castor bean), 1679 nucleotides long. Its product is annotated as alpha-galactosidase. Gene Ontology annotation, molecular function: hydrolase activity, hydrolyzing O-glycosyl compounds. Bases 359 to 1606 code for a protein of 415 amino acids. The transcript is spliced from 14 exons. Gene Ontology annotation, biological process: carbohydrate metabolic process. The record is from RefSeq and is a predicted model, not a curated record. Lineage: Eukaryota; Viridiplantae; Streptophyta; Magnoliopsida; Malpighiales; Euphorbiaceae.